AUGUCUGGUAAACGCGUUGCAAUUAUUGGUGCUGGAGUAGCUGGAUUGGUAUCAAUAAAAAGUUGUUUUGAAGAAGGUCUGGAACCGGUAUGUUUCGAGAGACACAAUGACAUAGGUGGUAUUUGGUACUACACAGAACAGCUACGCAAAGGCCAAGCAGCUGCCACAUAUGACUCGGUAGUGACCAAUCACAGCAAAGAGAUGUCCUGCUUCUCCGACUUUCCGUUUCCGAAGGAGUGGCCUCCUUUUCUGUCGCGUCUGAGAGUACACGAGUACUUGCACAGUUACGCUGAUCAUUUUGCUCUGAAAAAAUACAUCAAAUUUAAUGCUGAUGUGAUGAAGAUAGAAGCGAACAGCGAUGGUGGUUGGUCGGUGACAAUUUCAAAUGGCGCUGGUGGAAAGACCGAAGAAGUAUUUGAUUAUGUGAUGGUGUGUACGGGUGUGUUUAGUAAACCACACUUCCCGUCAUACCCUGGAUUGGAGACCUUUGAUGGAAUUAAGAUGCAUUCUAAUGAGUAUCGUGAUUCAAGUAAAUUUAAAGACAAGCGAGUUGUAGUUGUUGGAGCUGCAUCUACCGCUGGUGAAGUUGCUUGUGAACUAGCUAGAAAUGGGUCUAUACAGGUAUUUUUAAGUAUGCGUAAUGGAACCGUGGUGAUUCCACGCAUUGGAGUGCAGUGCACACCUUGGGAUCUCUUGUGUUCAAGAUCAAUAGUGAACAGAGACAGGAUUCUUGACAAAAUUGCAAAAUGGCGUAUCCAAGACCGCACAAAAAUAGGUUUACAGUGUUCGGAACCUAUAGUAAAUAUAAAGUCACUUAUGGUGAAUGAUGACAUACAAGAUCGCAUCGUACAAGGAAAGCUGGAGCCUGUGGUCGGAAUUGAAAAAUUUGGGAAGAACAGUGUAACUCUUGUAAAAGGGAGAAUUCUGGAUGAUAUAGGUGCCGUCGUCUUUGCCACUGGUUAUCAAAUAACUUUUCAGUUUCUCAAAGACACUUGGGUGUUUGACGAGUCAGAUAAUCUCCAGCUUUAUAAACUGGUGUGUCCGAUUGGUGUGGAUGAACCAGACAGAAUGGCUUUGAUUGGGAUGUUUGCUCCAGGUGGAGCUGCAUUCCCAGCCUUUGAACUUCAAGCAAGGUGGGCCGUCAACGUAUUUGUUAAGCGUGUCAAGCUACCAAGUAAAGAACAAAUGCGUGCAUGUAUCCAGAAGAAACCAAAAUAUGGAAGAUUCUACCGUUCCAUAAGUACCCUUCCUUAUCAAGAAGAAUUGGCUGAGGAAAUUGGUGCUAAUCCAUCAUUCUGGAAAACGCUCAUGUACGAUCCGCGAUUAGCUAUGGCGUGUUGGUAUGGACCACAGGUUCCGUAUACGUAUCGCUUACAGGGGCCUAGAACAUGGGACGGCGCCCGUGAAGCUAUAUUUUCUGUAUGGGAAAACACCACAUGUCCUACGAACUCUUACAGGUCGACACACAUGAAGUGA
Saccoglossus kowalevskii is the source of this 1476-nucleotide messenger RNA. Its product is annotated as dimethylaniline monooxygenase [N-oxide-forming] 2-like. Lineage: Eukaryota; Metazoa; Hemichordata; Enteropneusta; Harrimaniidae. Gene Ontology annotation, molecular function: NADP binding; N,N-dimethylaniline monooxygenase activity; flavin adenine dinucleotide binding. The record is from RefSeq and is a predicted model, not a curated record.